UCCCAUUUUCCAACAAACCAAACAAAUCCUGUGACGGUCUUUCAAGAACGCGUCGUCUUCAAUCUUCACCAUUAAAGUCAGCCGAGGAGGUGUAAGUCGCCAUUUGCAAGGAAGCUGUUUCCUCCAUACGAUCUUUGGACUUCCGAAGUCCACAUCAUUGACUGGAUAUUAGAGGUUAGAAUUGAGAGAGAGGAGGGUUUUGCUUGCUGUGUGGCUGCCUCUCUCUGUCUCUCUCCACUUAUGCCACUCUGUUUUUUGUUUACCCCUGUUUCUGUUUCCAUCUCUGUCUGUGGCGCCAUAAUUAGUGAAAGUCUCUGAUCGCGAACGAAUCUGCUUUUAAUGCCUUUCGCUUUCACCCUCUUUUUCUUCUUCCGCAGCUGUGCCAUUUCCCCCUCCUUUGCCAGUCCUGUGACAAGAAGAAAGAUAUCGAAACAAGAAACUCGCCCAGCCAGCAUUAACUCUUUUCACUGUUUGCGCAACAGAGAACCUCAGCUCUUUCUUUCUUGUUUUCUUUUUACUCUUCUUUCCCACUUCCUUCUCCUCAAUGAUAUGAUGAUUCAGGAUAAAUAAUUGUUCUCAUUCAUCCGUUCAUUCGUUCAUCGCGUAAUAAAUCAUUAAAAAGAGAUCCCCAGCAUUUACUUUACGCGUUGCAGUUAGUUUCAAAAUCGAACCUUUUUCUUUUGCUUUCUCAAAACAUGUUUCUCUUUGGUUCAAGUUUUUUCGGGACAUUAAGGGUCAUGGGUGUUUUAAUAAGCUGAUUGCAACAGGCAAGGAUGGUAAAAUAUGGGAAGGUAAUAAGUUAAGAUAAGAACAGGGAUGAGGAAGGGUCGGCGAGGCAGAGUUCUAACCACCUAGCUAGCUCUGUAUUAGAAAGAACGCGAUUCAUGGAUAUACGUAGUGAAUCGUACAAAAGCCAAUGCUUCAGAUUGUGAUCGCACACAUCAAAUGGAUGUGUACCAAAAUCAAAAGAAUUUUCCUUACAAAUAAGGAAAUUAGCUACAAUGUUACAUUCUCUAAAAGCAUGAAUAAAUCUAACUUUCCGGUCACGGUCAUUAAGGUUGUUGAUCUGCUUGGCAAGCAGACAAUGGCUAUGUGAGUUCUCCCUCCAGUUAUGAAUGAUAGACAGGACAACAGAAGAGUCCAUUUCAACCUCAAUCUUUCUUAUGCCCUCUCUACCAUGCCAACUCCAUUCCUUCUAACAAAACUUCUAAUAUUUCUACCAACUUCAUUGUUAAGCACUUGCCAAGCCAACUUCACAAUGUAGGCUAGGUUGAGAUUCCCGACAGAUCUCAACCCCAGACCUCCCUCACUUUUAGGCUUGCAAAUUGUCUCCGACACUAAGUGCACCUUACUUUUCCCCUCUCGUCGCCCCUAAACAAAACUUAUAAUAUUUCAAACUUAUUCGUGCUAGCAUAAAUUGCCAUGAUAAGACGGGAAACCUUGUCAACAUUGUUGCACUUGAGAUGAAGAUAUUGCUUAGUUCAUUAUGAUUUUGUGAGAAUACCUUGAGUGGUGGAAGUAAAGGUUCUUCGAGAAUUUUGAGGGAAGGAAGUCCAUAUUACAACCCCAUAAAAAUAUUAUGAUAUGGGAGAUCGAGUUUAGUCGCAAUCACUGAGCAUACUGAGUAUACUUUGAGUGGUGGUGUGCUACUGUGCUUAUUAUUAGGGUUUGGGUGGAUGAGCUUAAGUCGCUUCUAAGGGCCUAGCCAUUGCAAUAUGUGUCCUUAGGAACAGACCAAUAAUAUUGCUCCAUCUAGGAAUGGCCCUGCUUUGACUGGGUAUGGGGCGGGUAUGGGUAAAACCCGCAAAAAGGUUGAUGGCUAUGGGGCAUGUAUGGUUUUGGACCCCCCACGGCCCACCUUAUACCCAUACUCAUACCAAACCCUCCCCCACCAAGGAGGGUUUGAUAUGAGUAUAUAAGGAGUCUAUUGUAACUUGUCAAUGGAAUGAAGGGUAAUUAAAAGAAAAACAAAGUGUUAAAAUGUAAUUGAUGGCAACCAAACCGUAAUUUUCAUCCUCUUAUGUUUUAGUUCCAUAAUUUUGUGCUGGUCGUAUCCAUAUUUGUCACCUUAUUCUUUUAUUAAUGGUGAGUAGUUGAUGGGGCGGGUAUUACCCAUGGGUAUCCGAAAACCGCAAGUAUGGGAAUGAAUUUGUAAAACCUUCCACCGCAUGGGCAAGGGGCGGGUAUGAGUUUGGGUAUUUGGAAAUGGGGAUGGAGUUGGGAUUGUUUUAGACAAACCCGCCCCAUUGCCAUCUCGAACUCCAUCUUACAUCACUUCCGGGUCGUGCGAUCAAGAACCACGAAAUGUUCAUCGCGUGGGCUAGAUGCGAUAUGAGUCCCCUCGUCUGGAUAAAUUGCCUGCCAACAACGUGAUCAUUUUUAAUCACGAAUUACAAACACAAUUUAUGGGAAACACUGCAUCUUCAAGCGAACAAUUUGUUCAUCGCUGUUGUACACUGCAUAUUACCUUGAUCGAUGUUGUCGUCCGAGAUUAACAUACUAAAUCGCUGAACACUACAUCGAUCUAUCUAACCCAAACUUGUAUAGAUUGAGAAUUUUUGUUACAAGUAUUGUGUGAAUUUUUUUUUAAUGAACUUUGACACUUUGGGAAAAAAAAUCCCUAGUUCAAAGAUUUUGGCUUGUGCUUAAAGAUAUUGCUAAGUAGUAUAUAGGUUGAAUAGUAUGCUAUAAAAUCACAAAGGUUGAAUAGUAUAUGCUAUUAAAUUCCACAUGGAAGUGCAUGUGAAAUUGUUUGGUCUCGGCGGAGAAAGUACAUGUGGUGAAAUCUAUUCAUGAGUAAAAAUAAACUAUUAUAUUAAAAUCAAUCAAUGUAGACACUAGACACGAAAUACGACAUCGUAUUAUUGGUUCUGGAAUUCUUGUGCCCAAAUUAAAUACCAGAUUUCAAAAUUUAUUGCAGUGACAGCUUCAAACUCGCUGAGAGAGAUCGUCCUUUUGGUUCCUUCCUGCUACUGCUGGCUGCUGCAAUGCAUCCCCACGAAAAUUGAAUAUCGCUCGCUUUCGGCUCACCCUAGAUAAACACUGCUCGAGCUCGAACUCCCUUUCCCUUCAUUUAAUGCUCUGCUCUGCUCCUCCUGAGCUCUUCUUCUUCUUCUUCUCUCUCUCUCUCUCGUCUUUUGCUGUUACAUGUUUGAUUUUUCACUUGGCAGCAAGCGGCUGUGUCUUUCUUUCCUCUGUUUUUUUUGAGUUUCUCACUCGCUCGCUCUCUGGAAAGUGCGAAGAUCGCAGAAGAAUGGGGAGGACCCCUUGCUGCGAUAAGAAAGGGUUGAAGCGAGGUCCAUGGACGGCUGAAGAGGACGAGAUUCUCGUUUCCUACAUCCAGAAGAACGGCCAUGGCAGCUGGCGUUCUGUCCCUAAGCUUUCUGGCCUCCUUCGGUGUGGAAAGAGUUGCCGGCUUCGAUGGACCAACUAUCUCCGCCCAGAUAUCAAAAGGGGUCCCUUCUCUCCCGAGGAAGAGAAGCUCGUCAUUCAGCUCCACGGCAUUCUCGGGAACAGGUGGGCUGCAAUUGCUUCUCAGCUUCCGGGAAGAACAGACAACGAGAUCAAGAAUCUAUGGAACACCCACUUGAAGAAGCGGCUGCUCUGUAUGGGGCUCGACCCACAAACUCACAAGCCACUCAGCAGCCCCUGCGGCGGCUCCCUGAAAAAGGCACCAGCCUCCCCUGCAACUCGCCACAUGACUCAGUGGGAGAGCGCCAGGCUCGAAGCCGAGGCCCGCCUCGGCCGGGAAUCCUCGCUCUUCAAUAACCCAACACCAUCUUCAGGGAAAGCAGAAGCUGAUUACUUCCUUCGCAUAUGGAACUCUGAAGUGGGCGAGUCCUUCCGCAGCUUCAACAACAAUGGCGGAGAAACUGACAAACCCUGUACUACUGCUACGACUACGAGCACUGCUGUUUGUCCGAGCCCGGCUUCUCAGGCAUCUUCAUCCACCAAAUGUGGGGCUAACAACAGUUUGGCGGGGAUGUCUUCAGCGACCACAAGCUGUCAAAAUGAUGAGAUGGAAUGUAAGAGUAGGAAAUCUUCGGCUGAGUCUUCGAGCUCUAGUGAUAUGGAGGAUUCGUCGGACACUGCGCUGCAACUGCUGCUGGAUUUUCCUAUCAACAACGACAUGAGUUUCUUGGAAGGGGACUUGAAUGAUAACUAUGCUAACUCUUACGGAAGCUCCCUCAUUUGCCAUCUCUGAAGAGAUUUACAGCUCUGUGUUUUUGGCUGCCAUUCUAGUUAUUGUUCUCUGUAGGCGCAAACCAUUUGUAAAGCUAGUAGGGUGGUAGAAAGAGAGGACCAAAAUCUUGUGUUUGCUUAUUACCUUGUGGUUGGCUUUAUCACAGUGCUCCUUUUAUGGGUGCGGCUGGCUGGGUACAGCAACUGAAGUUAAAAGGUGCUUAAUUCAUGUUGUUAACGUCUAAUUUAUGUGUUUUGCUCUUCAUUCACACAAUUUAUGUUUAUUCACUUCAUUUGUGGCAAUAUCAUGCAAUAGUAAUAGAUAUUCAGCAAAUAG
Messenger RNA from Linum trigynum, 4519 nucleotides. Lineage: Eukaryota; Viridiplantae; Streptophyta; Magnoliopsida; Malpighiales; Linaceae. The record is from the annotation of a GenBank genome assembly.